Molecule: messenger RNA, 1135 nt
Organism: Linum trigynum
Lineage: Eukaryota; Viridiplantae; Streptophyta; Magnoliopsida; Malpighiales; Linaceae
Source: the annotation of a GenBank genome assembly
CCUCGCCGCCGUAACUCUCGUAAACCCUACACCCAAGAAAGAAAGAAAAAGAUGCCAAACUCAAAUAGACAACGUACCCUCGCCGGCGAAAUUCCCGAGGAGCUCAUCGUGACCCAUAUCCUGCCGAAGAUUACCGACGGUGCGUGCGUCGGGCGGUGCCGCUGCGUUUGCAAAUCGUGGCGCGAUCUCCUCUCCGGCCCCUCUUUGAUUCGGUACCAUAAGAUGCGAUCACCCGACUCUUCUUCUUCUUCUUCUGAUUACCAAAUCUUGAUUACCGGCGUCGACUACAAAGGUUGGAAAACUUACAGCUUGCACUCUGCCGAAACCCUAGAGCCCCUCCUCCCAACUCCUAAUUCCAUCAUGUUGCUACCCUCCACGGAGCUUCAUCGUGAUUUAGUACUUAUGAAAGUUGUAGGAUGCUGUAAUGGUCUAUUUUGUCUAUCAGGUUUCGACUUGGAUGCCUCCAUGCAGCUGAUUCUCUGGAACCCGGCAACCUCUGAGACCAAGGUUCUCCCUCCCCCUUCCAGUCCACAUGUGUAUCUUCUGCCGGCCGUCGGGUUUGGUUUCGAUUCACAAACCAAUGACUAUAAAGUAUUCAGACAACGCAACAGACGUGAGGACUGUUAUUAUUUGCCUCUUUAUCUGAUGGAGGUAUAUAGUUUAAGGAAGGAUUCCUGGAGGGUGUUAGAAGGCUAGCUCUUACCCAAGGCUUCCCGAUUCCCCAGUUCCCACAUACCACAAGGGGAAACUGUAUUGGCGGUACGUGUCCAAAAAGGGGAGGUUAUUACAGUUUGAUUCGUUCGACUUUAGCAGUGAAGCCUUGGAAACAUUUGAUCUGUCUUGUCCCGUAGGUUUGCAUGGAUGUUGGUUCAACGAGGAAUCCUUGGUAGCUCAAAUUCCUUGCUAUGAUGCCACAUACACCACAUCUUGGGAGAUAUGGAUGUUGUUGAAAUGUUGGGUAUCGGAAUCCUGGGUCAAGUUAUUUGUCGUUACGCUGCCCCUUCCACUGCGUAGUAUGGAAUGCAUCGGAUUAGCAACGAAUAUGAUAUCUUUUUUCACAAAGACGAAGCAUAUAGGUAGUCCCGAAUUCGCCGUCUUUGAUCUCCAAACGCAAGAAUACAAAGAGAUUAAAAUG